UGUUAAUGUUUUGAUAUAGAUUAUUUGAGCGUAAGAGCACCUUAUAAACGAAACAUCCGGACUAAGAAGUACGUUUUGCUGUAAAUAACCAAUUCACUGGUUGGAAAGUACAAGUUAUGUUUGUUUCUAGGUGUCAGCCGGUGUUUACUGAGAUGUGUAACUUCCAAGUAUUGUUCGCUGUUGUUGAACUAGUGUUAUUUGUAUGUUUCGCUGAGUCUAGUAACAGGGCUAAAGUAUUUUACUUCCAUGAAGACGGUUUAGCUAAUGAGAUUACUACAGAAAAUGAUUGGCAAGUGAAGUUAGUAAAAAUAAACAAAGACAUGCGUCAAGUGACAUUUAAUCUGCCAUUGGGAUUUCUGAAGAGACAUGAUGAAUUCUACGGUCGCAUGACAAAUCGGACAAUCAUUGUCGCUACAGAUAACUACGUACCCUAUGUGGUGAUUCGCACAAGCAACAACGAAACGAAACUGUCGGGGUACAUCGGGGAGCUGUGGUUAAUCCUCGAGCGAGUGUUGCAAUUCAGGACAGCAAUAAGAAGGGCCGGGUUCUUGGAAGGUCAAGCCCUAUUGAGAUCGGGAGCUGCUGAUGUGUUGCUUGCGCCGGCAGUAAUUACUGGAAACAAUAUGGGCGAAUUUGACUUCACUAGACCCGUAGCCUCUAGCUGGUACGAAUUGUACGUGAGGAAGCCCGAAAGCCAGGCGUCUCCAGAGUCUCACUUCACCGUGUGGAGUCCUAACCUAUGGAUGGCUACAGUAGCCACAGUGACGCUUCUGAUUGUGACUAUCAGAGUCACGUACAAGUUCGGUGCUUUCGAAGAAAACUCGUCCUUAAGUACGGACCCGCUUCAUGGAGUCCUUAAGGAACAGGAUCACUUUGGCAUCUGCGUCCUGUCAGUGCUCGGAAGCAUUGGAUCAGAAGGGUUUCAGCUGAAGCCCAGCUCAGCCUCCGGUCGCCUGCUGAUGGUGACCACGCUGUUGUUCAGCCUGUUGCUCUACAACUCUUACUCUGCGGUCCUGAUGGCAAGUCUUGCCGUCACCAAUCCAACUCUGCCCUUCAUCAACCUGGAGGAUGUAGCCAGGAAGGGCACUCAUGCGCUCUGUGUCAGGAACCUCAGCUACGCUUACAUGAGACUAAAGGAGAAAGAGUCAAAUGAAGAAGUUGCACCAAGAUGGCGAGACGUGGUUAGCAGAAAACCGUGCGGAAAUGUGGUUGACAACCGGGGCCUGGAGGCGGCGUUGUGCAAAUGGCGCGUCGCGGUACUGGAGACGCCUUCCAACAUGGGCGUCGUGACAGCGAAUGCGUCGUUAUCCUGUCAGAUGAAACAAAUUCGUGGCCAGUACUUCGCCGUGCCUGUGUCUCUGGAGCUGAGGGCUCGGUUCCCAUAUACCAGCUUAAUUAACUCCUACAUCCACCGCCUGCACACGAGCGGAAUUCUGCACUACUUACGCACGAAAUGGACCUCUAACACGCCCGCGGUUUCGGAAGAAGAAUCGGUGCCCAGCACCACAGUCACACUACGCCACGUGCAGCUCAUCCUGUCACUGUAUGCUGCAAGCAUUGCGUACAGUCUCCUGCUCUUGAUGAUCGAGAGAGCGUGGUUCAGAAGACACAACCAACACGUGCAUCAGGCUACGGUUUCACGAAAAUAUGAGACAUUACCAAUCAUGAAAACGUAAUAACGGGCGGAAAAGUGUAUCAAACAUUCAGUCUCGACGUGUUUGGAAUAUUCCCAUAGAAAGAUGGCCGUCUUCUGGGUCGUUGUGCCGUGCAGUCUGUUAAAAGUCUACCGACGUUU
Molecule: messenger RNA, 1795 nt
Organism: Zootermopsis nevadensis
Lineage: Eukaryota; Metazoa; Arthropoda; Insecta; Blattodea; Termopsidae
Product: glutamate receptor ionotropic, kainate 2
Cellular component (GO): membrane
Molecular function (GO): ligand-gated monoatomic ion channel activity
Source: RefSeq, a predicted model, not a curated record